GCCCCGUCCAACGUCGGGGACUAUCCACACUUGUAUACUGGCGAGGAUUUGCCCGUUACAGUGCGGCCCGUGGUAUCGUACGAUCCGUGCGUGUUCGGUGACUCGAUCGAUCGAGAACGAGUUGCGAUUAACGCGAGUGUGUUCUUCGAUAGCCGCGCUGCUUCUCGCCAUGGAUCUCGACUCGAUGCGUUCGAAACGGUCGCGAUCCUUUUGCUUUCCAGAUUCUGUGUUUCAGUGAUAAAGCGUAACGUAUUCGUGGUGUGUUCGCUGUACGCAACGGCGACGAUCCCGGCCUCGUUUCGUGUAGUGCAUGGAGCGUGUGUGUGCCUGCAUAUGUACGCGAGCCUGUGUGCGUGUGUGUGUGUGCCUGUGUGAAACGCGACCGAAGGAAUCGACAAAUAGUCGCGCUGCAAGACGAAAGGUCUUCGCGUUUCUUCGCGUGUUCUCUUGGGAGAAUUCCAACCGAGUGACUGACUGACUGGCCGUGUACUGAUUCCCCGUCAGGGUAAAUCAUGCUCACCCAGAGGCGAGUGAAGUAAUACCGGAAAUACAGUCACGGCGAAGUUAGAGAGACCGGUGUAGCUCUUACAACCGGGGAUGGUCAUCGUCGUUCGAUAAGUUAGAAGGAAAGAAAGUUGCUUACAGUCGAAUUACACGAAAACGAGGGGGGGCCCGUCCAUGGGAUAGUUCAUUCUCCCCAGCGUUAUUAGCCGUUCGUUAUUAGCUAUCGUGUCCAAAACAAGAGUAUACACACACACACACGUACACGCACAGGAAGAGGAAUAGAGAACGAAUGAGCGAGCGAGAGAGAGAGAGAGAGAGAGAAACGCGUCAGGUCACGAAAGAACGUGCGAUCGAAGCGAGAAUAAGGGAAAGAGAGGGAGAGAAAUCGGGACAAGGGAAACGGCGAAAAUAAGAGAGAACCGAAAUAUCGGUGUAGUUCGCACAGCUUCCGGGCUUCGUGGGUGUUUUUACGCGUACGCCGUGGAUCGAUAGUUGUCUCGCGAGCUCUGCUCGACGGGUGGUCCCCGCGACACGAUUUUCCUUAAAUAAAUAAUUUUUCGAUUUCAUAAGAGAAGGGGGGGGUAAGCAAUCGAGUCGCGCAAAGAAUCCUAAAGAAAGGUAUCCUGGUAUCGUUCGACAGGGGGAUCCAAAAGGAGUUGGAAAGGGAUAUCCUCGAUACGAUCGGCAGGAUACUCGUGGAUCCUGGAACUACGAUUUAUGGGGGACUUUAGCGCGGCGAGUCUCUUCUCUUCGAGUAGUAGUCAAUUGUCAACCACGGGCAAAUCGUCGAUCGGGCAAAUCAACGCAACCAGCAAUACCAACGUGGCCGCGUUACAAUCGACGACGUCCACGACGAUGCAGGACGAUCUGUUGAUCGAGAAGCAAAGCGCGGGUGGGAAAACGGCGCCCCUGUCCCCUGGGAGCACGGGCUUGGAAACGGUCGGCGGUGGCCGCGAGGAGAAGGCGGCGAAAGACGGGGUCGAGGUCGAGGGUAUCCCCAUCACGCCGACGACGCCCUCCUCGGGCACGGAGAAGGAGAUCGCGUGCAGCACGAGCUCGGCGUUGCAGAGUUUCACGGAGGGCGGCAGGGUGCCGAGCCUGUGGUCCUCGGCCCCGGACGAGACCGGGCUGCACGCGUUGCCCGUAAACGGGUCCAUCGCCGCCUUCCAGAACUUUCCGACCGGCGGCCCGACCGGCUUGUUCGCCGGCACGGGGCCGGCCGGCGCGCGCCGCGCUAUCACGGCCAGCCACAAUUUCCCGCAACAGCACGGGACCGCGACCGCCCCCACCGCCAGGCACGGCGGCCUUCAAGUAUCGUCCGCUCAACAACAGCAGCAACAACAGCAACAGCAGCAACAGCAACAACAGCAGCAACAGUCGCAACAGCAGCAGCAACAGCAGCAGCAUCAACAGCAACCGGCAGCUACCUCGCAUCCGGGUGUUUACCUUCCUGGGAAGGGGUACGCGGCUUGGUCAGGUGGGCCGCAAGCGCCUCAGCAAUGGAGCGCUGGGCCGCAAGCUGCAGCGGUGGCGAGCCCCGGCCUCUCGCCCUGGAACCGUGGCAGAUCGGUGCCGAAUCUUCCUCCCCUGCACUCGUCCCUGCACGCAGCGGCCGCGGCAGCGGCCGCGGUCGGAUUGCAAGGAAGGAAACCGAGUCCCACGUUUCCCGGCCACCCGGGGCCGGCUGCUCAUCCCUCCUGCAUCAGCCCCGUUAAGUUUCGAAGGAGCACCUCGUAUCCCGGCAAGGGUAACAUGUACCCGCCCCAACCCGCACCGACCUUCGAAGUCACCACCGCAGAGGAAAGGGAUUUGUUACAGCUGCCGCCGUUCCAGCAGGAUCGCAUGACAGCUAAUGGAAACUCACCACUGGACAAUAUGAGAACGUUAGAGCAUUAUUUGAGCGACAUUAUGCGGGCUGGUACAGCAGAUACUCCGGAACACGUGAAAGGAUACAUGAACUGCAAUGCCAGCACGCUGCAAUCGCUCACGCAACUGCACGGCAAAUCACCGUUCUUCCCGAGUUUGGAGGAUCAGAGCGGCACGCUGCUAGAGGAUCCUAACGCGCCGAGCCAAUUGGACGGCGUCGGUGGGGUCGGGGUCGGGGUCGGCGUCGGUGUUGGAGUCGGGGUCGGAGUUGGUGUGGGUGUCGGCGUGGGCGUCGGUGUUGGGGUCGGCGUCGGUAGCGGAAUAACUGGAUCUCAGACGGCACCGCUUUCCUCCCCCAGUCGGAGCAGUCCUCACAGUCAAGGCAGUGAAACCGGAGAACGCUUCUCCAGGAAAGUGUUCGUCGGCGGCCUGCCACCGGACAUCGACGAGGAGGAGAUCAAAGCGAGUUUCCGCCGUUUCGGAUCGUUGGUGGUCGAUUGGCCUCACAAAGCUGAAAGUAAAUCUUACUUUCCACCGAAGGGCUACGCUUUCUUGCUUUUCCAGGACGAAGCGUCCGUGCAACAGUUGAUCGACGCCUGCAUCCAAGACGAAGAGAAACUGUAUCUGUGCGUCAGUUCGCCGACAACGAAAGACAAACCGGUCCAAAUACGGCCGUGGCGAUUGAGCGACGCGGAUUUCGUGCUGGACGCCUCGAUGCCUUUGGAUCCACGGAAAACGGUAUUCGUCGGUGGUGUCCCGAGACCGUUGAAAGCUGUCGAGCUGGCGAUGAUCAUGGACCGACUUUAUGGGGGCGUGUGCUACGCCGGUAUCGACACCGAUCCCGAGUUGAAGUAUCCGAAGGGAGCUGGUAGGGUCGCUUUCAGCAAUCAGCAAAGCUAUAUAGCUGCCAUAUCGGCCAGAUUCGUUCAGUUACAGCACGGCGACAUAGACAAGAGAGUCGAGGUCAAACCGUACGUUCUGGACGAUCAAAUGUGCGACGAGUGUCAGGGACAACGUUGCGGUGGCAAGUUCGCGCCGUUCUUUUGCGCGAACGUUACCUGCCUACAGUACUAUUGCGAGCACUGUUGGGCGACGAUUCAUUCACGGCCGGGUCGAGAAUUUCAUAAGCCGUUGGUGAAAGAGGGUGCAGAUCGACCUCGAACCGUGCCGUACCGCUGGUGUUAACCCCAGCUGCGUUGUCCCUAAUUAUCUCGCAACCCUAGCUAAUUAACUACCACUUCUACGUACCAACUCCUCCUCCUCCUCCUCCUCCUCCUCCUCAUCCUCCCAUCUACUCUCCUACCGCUGUCACCCACCCUGCCAUUCAAUCGAGAACCCCCCCACCCCCCACUCCCUGGCCCGUCCAUCACCAUCCCAUGCUCGCAUACCUACCUGCCUUCGGGCACAGGCACAGCCCGAGAAACCGUUAUUACCGCUACUACCCACUACUGAUCGUCGGUACUAUCGCUAUUCUACUACUGUCGCUAUUAUCGCUCUAUUUACCAUUACUAUUACCCACACACGCUCUAUUAUCGAAACCAUCACGAUUUAUUAUUAUUAUUAUUCCACUAUGAGUUUAUUUUUACUCUCCGAUCCAUUGCUACUUGGACGUGUUUACACGGCGUGCGCUAUAACCCAAUCAGACAUCGCCGAGACCACGGCCGAGAAAUAUAUCAUCGUCGUACCCCACCGCAGCCGCAGCCACAGCCAUCGUCGCGCCACCGUGCUCCAACAUAUACCGACCGGAAUAUACCGUCUCGACGAAACGCAUCGCACCGGACUCUUCCUCACCGACGACAACUUUCACCGACUUUCGUCUCCACCACCAAGUUUGUUGUAUCGUGCCGCGUGUACAAGUGCGUGGUAACACAGCAUACAUACAUAUAUACAUAUACACACACCGAACCGCCCACGAGAGGAGAGCAGCGGUUUAGCAGCGGAGGGAGGGUUGCUGAUCGACGACCGAUACAGCAGCAGCAGCAGCAGCUCGUCGUCGAUGGGACGGACGGGGCAACGGCGUGAGCGAGCUGAUUCCUCGAGCGGGAGAGAAACAAUGGAACGAGGUCGAGAAGAGACGAAGAGAGAGAGAGAGAGAGAGAGAAAGGGAGCGACGUCGAGGACAGAAGAAGAAGAAGAAGAAGAAGAGGAAGAAGAAAGAACAACGCGGAGCAUCGCCCUUCCCGACCGACCGAGAUGGAGCAUGCGUUAGUUACCGACAUCUAUAUCGAUCCACGCGUGUACACAGAUGCGUAUUUAUGUAUGUACGUAUAUGUAUACACGCGUGUAUUUAUCUAAUAUAUAUCUAUAUAACAUAGGUAUUAUAAAUUCGUACGUAAAGUGGCCACGAUUCGCGGCUCUCUCUCUCUCUCUCUCCCUCUCUUUCUCUCUGUCUCUCUCUCUUUCUCUUUCACUCAGUCUUUCGCGUCGAGCGGGAAGCGAAAGAGAGUUUCGAGUCGCGGUCCGCGCUCGCUAAUCGUCGACGUGAUCGUAGAGCGGGAAGACACGUUCCAGGAGUUUCCUCCUCACCUCCGUUCCUCGCCCCGUUCGCUCGUCCCUUCUCCAGCGGCGUUGGAUCGAUCGAUUUGAAGAUCGGUCGCGCGUUGCGGAGCAAGCGAUAAGCGAAGAAGUGAAGAAGAAUCGUUCUCCGCACUCCUGCGAUUUGCCGUGAUGCUUCGGGAAACGGUGAAACGAAACUCUUAAUCUCCUCCCCUGAUUCUUCUCUCUUCUACUUCUACUUCUUCUUGCUCUUCUUCCUCUUGUUCUUCUUCUUCUUCUUCUUCCUGCGAUCACACUUUUCGUCACACUUUUCGAGACUCUUCAACGGCCAGAGGCAAAGAAGGAAAAUCGGAGAACGGGGGGAGGGGAGGGGAGGGGAGGGAAGGGGGGGAGAACGGAGCGCCAGGGCAGUAGUUGUCCCUUCCUUUCGUCGAUCGUUCGGCGCCACCUCGAUUGUGACACGUAGUCGAAGGAGGGAGAUAGAAAAUUGGGAAUUGAGCAACGCCAAGUGUGAAACGCUGAAGCGGCGAGCAGCUUGCUUCCUCUCCUCGAUGAAAGGAUGCGGCCGGAUCGUUUUCCGGAAAUCGGGGCCGGUACGUGUACGAUUAAAAUGUACGUGUGUGAACGUGAUUCGAAAUGGGAUAAGAGGUGAUAGCGAGUACCUGAUUUGAUCGACGCGAAACUUUAAGAUUGGUGGAGCAUGAGAGAGAGAGAGAAAGAGAGAGGGAGGAAGGGAGAGAGAAAGAGAGAGAGAAAGAGAGAGAAUGAGCGAAUGACUGGCGGAGAAAGAUGAAGGAAACUCGUGUACGAAUGAGAGUAUGCGUGAACGAAUGAGGAGAAGAGAGGGGAAGGAAAAGAUGGGAAGGGCAGGAAAAUAAAUAUUGGGGAAAAGAAAAAUGGUGGCUGGUGGAUAAACGCGUAAAAGUGGUAUUAAUAAUUAUAACGAAAGAGUUGGAAGGUGAAAUCUUAGGUAAUGGAAAACAUCCACGCUUCGAACCGCUGUAUAUUAGACGAUUAUCUGUAUCACACAAUCUUUAGCUUUUAAGAAAUUAUUGGAUAUGUCGGAUAGGUGCGUUAUAUAUAUACAUACAUACAUACAUACAUACAUACAUAUAUAAAACACAAGCACACACAUAUACACACACAUACAUAUAUAUAUAUAUAUAUAUAUAUAUAUAUACACUCGCGUUUAUCGCGACUCGCGCUCCUAGGCAAAAUAUAUUGAGCGAAACGAACGAUUUUUUACCGAUUAACUUGUUCGAGUGCGGGGCAUAAUAGUGAACAAAAAAAAGUAUCAUGAGAUAAAAUGGGAAGAGUGGAUGGAAAGGUGGUAGUGAAGACGAAGAUGGCGAACAAGUGUGGAUAGAGGGCAGAAAAAAUUCAAGAGUGUAGAGUAGAGGCGAGUGAAUGUGUGAGCGUUUGUUUCCAUGCGCAUGCGUGUAAGGUGGAAGCGAGAGAGAUUGAUCGAGAGAGAAUAAGAAGGAAGAGGAAGGAUGAACAGGGGGCUUAGAGAGGCGAAGUAGAGAGAGAAACGGGAUUCAAACGGACGUUGAAAUGACGAUUAGUCUAAUUCGCGCGGUUGCGCGUUAAGUAUCACGUUUAACCGUACCAGAUCCUCAGCCAAUACUUGAAAUCUUUUACCGAGCGACCUUUUCAAAAGAAAGAUAAGAUAAAGGAAAAAGAAAGAAAAGGGGAAGAAGGAAGAAGGGAGAUAAACGAGGAUCGUACCUCGUACCAGACUGUUACUCGUUUUCAGAAGAAGAAAAAAAAGAGAGAGAGAGUACAAAAUGAAAUGAACGGUCGCGUCGAAAGUCAAGGAAAAAGCACCAAGAAGUGAGAGCAAAGAUGGUUCGAUCUCGCGAUCGAAGAAGAAAGAAAAACGAGUCAAAGGGGACUAAUUUCGGCCGUGAAUCUGGAAAAACGAUCAUUGAGAAAGAAAAAAAACCUGGUUGAAACGUAAAAUGAUUCUACGUACCUGGGCCUCCGCGUUUCUUUUUUGUCGAAUAACGAGCGGUGAAUAACGUCUCUCCAGUGGAUCUAAAACGCUAAAACUACAUGAAACGAGUCAACCGAGAAACGGGGGAAAAAAAAAAAAAGAAAAGAAAACGCUCUC
Apis mellifera (honey bee) is the source of this 6979-nucleotide messenger RNA. RefSeq names its product cytoplasmic polyadenylation element-binding protein 2 (gene orb2). Bases 1222 to 3555 code for a protein of 777 amino acids. The transcript is spliced from 8 exons. Gene Ontology annotation, cellular component: nucleus; synapse; neuron projection. Gene Ontology annotation, molecular function: transferase activity; translation factor activity, RNA binding; mRNA 3'-UTR binding. NCBI's taxonomy places the organism in Eukaryota, Metazoa, Arthropoda, Insecta, Hymenoptera, Apidae. Gene Ontology annotation, biological process: negative regulation of cytoplasmic translation. The record is from RefSeq and is a predicted model, not a curated record.